This is a messenger RNA of Entrophospora candida, 804 nucleotides long. The record is from the annotation of a GenBank genome assembly. Lineage: Eukaryota; Fungi; Glomeromycota; Glomeromycetes; Entrophosporales; Entrophosporaceae.
AUGGAAAAGACCUUUGAUAAUAAGUUAAAAGAUGAUAAUAAACUAGAAAAAUUUAAGAGUAUCUUAGAAGAGAAGUCUCGAAAACUUAAGAACGAUUUCCUUUUUAGAGAUAUUUCUAAAAAAUGGGAUUAUAAUGAAAAAGAAACAACCGUAUUAAAAUAUUUUGUAAAUCUUUCUUUGAAAGAUACGAAAACCAUCGAAGAAAUUCACCAAGAAUGGCGUGUCUACAACAAAGAAAUUGAUGAAAAGAUAAGAAAAACAUUGCUUGAAGUAUUCAAAGUAUUUAAUGAUGAAGAAUUAUUAAAUAAGAAGGACAAACAAAUUUUAUGCUAUUUCUACUUUUUGAUAGUAAAUUAUGCUUUUGGUUAUGUUUACUUGAAUGAAGAAAAUGAUAAAAAAGAAAAUCAUGGUCAUGUGAAGAUUGAGAAAAAAGGACAAGAUAAUAAUAAUAAGACUUUCAUAGAAAUCAGUGUAGAAAUUGUUAUUAGGAAAUUAAUGAAUAUCUUUAAUGCUUUAAAAGAUGAAGAUUUCAAUGAUAAAAAAAAGGCAGGCAUUUUCUUCGCACUUAUUGUUAUGUAUUAUAUGACAUAUAUUGGGGUUUUUCCUAACGGAAAUUAUUCAAAGAAUGAAUUAGAAAAAAGGCUAAAAGAAGAAUGUUCUCUUAUCUUCAAUGAGGACAAUAUUAUUUUUUUCAGUAGUACCUCUGCCAACUUUUCUUUCGAUAGUGAUCAUGCUAUCAAAUUUAAUAUUUCAAAACACCUCGAAAAUGUAAAAACUAAAAGUGAACAGAUGAUGGAAUUGUAG